Messenger RNA from Varanus komodoensis (Komodo dragon), 2303 nucleotides. RefSeq names its product A-kinase anchor inhibitor 1 (gene AKAIN1). The transcript is spliced from 5 exons. Bases 42 to 587 code for a protein of 181 amino acids. The record is from RefSeq and is a predicted model, not a curated record. Lineage: Eukaryota; Metazoa; Chordata; Lepidosauria; Squamata; Varanidae.
CAGACAGAGAGGAGCCAGUUCGCCUGUUUGACAAGCAGUGAAUGAUGACUACAGCACCUUCCUUGAAGGAGCUGACUUUCCUGGGUGAACAUGCAGAGACUCGCAAUGUUUGUAUAUUGACAGUUCUUGCGCAUUGCAAGGGGGCCUUACUCUGCUCCCACCGAGUAGCAGGGGCGGAACUGUUGUAUCCCCCACCCCGCGUGCCCGAAGCCACACACAGAAGCUCCACCAAAAUGCCUCCCAUGUCUGCGGAUCCUGUCCUGACAGAGAUACAAGGAACGCUGCAGAGCACGGAUACGCGGAAGGGCAGGAGCUGGGACUUUGAACAUUUCAAAUGGAUUGGGGAGCACAAGAUGGCUUUAACUACAAAAAAACUGAUGUGCAAUUCAGCCAAAGGUGAUAAAUCUGGAAAUGACCAGGAAGAAGCCAGGCUGCAGAAUGCCAGCAGACAAAUAGUGCACACAGCCAUUCAGCAAGCGGUCCAGCAGCUGUCCCAGGAGAGCCAACGGAAAGAGAAAGGCACCAAGAGCAGUGUGAGCCUGCAACUCGAAAGGGGCCAAUUAACCAAGAAGCAUGAAAAGAAGUAAAGCCUCCCACCCAGGACCUCUUCAUGGGAUAUUCCAGUCUGCAGCCUUUCUGCCUUCUUAGGAUCAGCUGUGUAGCCAGUGCCGCACUACUGCAGAAACGUCAACCAAAGUAUAAUCAGCACAUAGCGAUAAGUAUACCAAGUUGCCAUAGUCCUCAGCUGAGAAUUAGAGUUUUAAGUGCAUUAGGUAAACUUACUCAAUAUUUAUGCAGUGCCUCCUAACACAUGUAACAAAAUAAUGCUGUUGUGGCAACUGAAGUAGUGUCAAGCACAAAUCCUUCCUAGAGUACAAUUCUAUAUUCUGUGUGUUUCGUCAAAGUCUAGGUGUCUUGUGAUCUUUCCCUUGCGUUUCCAGUUUCCCAGGAGUUCAUUAUAUUGACGCACAGUGUUAUAUGUGAGUAGAAAUAUGUUUUUUAGAUUCUUUGAAACACACCUGUAUGCUGUAAGAAGGAAAUAUUGCAGCAGACAAAAUGGUCACAUGGAAAUCCAGCUGGAAAUAUCAGUGAAUGAGCUUUUCAUAAACAUGCUGGCCACAGUCAAAGACAGAGUUAGACGUGCUUCAGAGCUGGGCACUGAUGUCAAAUCUUACUCUUUUACAUUUUAUCUUUUAUUCAAAUCUUAAUCCGUAUUUUAUAAAGUGAGGUCAGAAAGUGAGGUAAUAAUAGUAAUGCAAACCUCAGGCUUACUUCUGAGCAGACAUGUAUAGAAUUGCACUGCUAGCUCCUUAAAAUUGAUGGCGCAUUAUUACCUCUGCCCUUCCAUUCUGAUUCUUUCCACUGAAGUCCAGCACUCCUUUUUCUGGGUUUUGCUCUUUACUUUGCUAGUUCUCUUUAUUUUAAUUUACAAAAUUUUAACAACUUAAAAGAGUAAACUGAAUGUAAAAAUCCAGCUUUGUGAAAUGUGGUAAUGUCAUAAUAAGAACAUGAGGUUAUUCUUGAGUAAGUACUCAUUUCUGGACUGAUCAGAAAAUACUGUCAUUGGAUGCAAAUAUCAAAUAACACCAUGGACCUCCAUGUCUGUGGAGGAACCUCUUUCAUGAGCACUCUUUGGGUUCUAGAGAGAAUGGCAUCUCCAAAAAGAAUGGCAAGUGAGCCUGAAUUUGGAUGUUGUUAUUUGAAUACCAAGGGUACAUAGUUUCUUGAAAAUAGGGGAGUGACAUUGCUCCUUUCCGGCCCACCUGGGGUCACUACACCCUACUGCCAUACCACUGAAUUUGCUGCCAAAAUCCAGUAGUUCAGCAGUGCUGGGGAAAAAGCAGCAACCUUUCUUUGAAACAAGGCGCUGCUCCCAUGAGCCCUCUUUGAACUGCUGCUUUAUUUGAUUACUGCCACCAGUAUUGCAGUGGCAAAUUUUUGCAGUGAAGCGUUGGGACCAGGUGGGACUGUGAACAUGCAGCUUGCAUGUUUAUCCCUGUUGUUUACAACAAAGCAAAGGCGUGCCAGUUCUUUUAUAUUGGGCUUUGUAUAUUCUUUCAAUCCAUGGGAGACUAGCAAGUGUUUCUUGGCCUUAUCUGUAUUUCUUGUUCAAAGGCAAUCAUAUAUCAAAGCCCAUAUAUCAAGUACCGCCUGAGUCGCUGUAUUAAAAAUUCCUGAAUACGUAUUAAGAAAAGACUGGUUGUAAUAUCAAUUCAAAAUAUCUCCAAAUUUCAGAGCUCAUUUUGUAGGUUUCUUUUGUUUUGUUAAUGAAAGAAACUAAUAAAGAAUGAAAUGGCUCACCA